UCAAUGGCGAAGACGCACGACGUGGUUUAAUGCGACAUCGGCGUGUAAAAGAUUGGCAUCAAUUCGCAUUUUCAACGAAGCAGCAAACAAUAAAAUAAAGGGGAUUUCGCAUUCAAACGGCGCGAUUCUGUUUGUACAUGUGAGUGUUGAUCGGUUGGAGAUGGCGGAGGGGACAUACGUGAAGCUCACCAAAGACCAGGUAUCUCUGCAAGAGAUCACCCCAGGCGAACUCAAUCAGCCCAUUGAUAUUGAAGCGAUAAGUGCUCCUAGAUGUGAACAAUGUGGACAAACUCUACCACCGAGCUACUCUCCCCCAGCUGAUGAAGAUUGGGUAUCUGGGAUUUUCGGUUGCUCUGAGGAUCGUGACAGUUGCCUAACAGGAAUGUUUUGCCCCUGUGUACUGUUCGGGCGCAAUGUUGCAAGCUUGAACGACGAUAUCCCUGAGCGAAGUGCGUGCAUCAGUCACGUUGUAUGCAUUGAAGGUGGCAUUGCUCUUGCUAUCGCCACAGCAGCCUGCAACGGCAUAGAUCCAGACACGGCCUGCCUCCUGACCGAAGGCUUGCUAUUCGCAUGGUGGGUCUGUGGCAUCUACACUGGCAUGGGCCGACAACUGUUGCAGAGAAAAUAUCACCUAAAGGAUUCACCUUGUGAUCCUUGUAUGGUGCACUGCUGCCUCCACUGGUGUGCGAUAUGCCAGGAGCACAGAGAAAUGAAGAAUCAUCUGGCAGAGGGCACUGCAUCCGAGGUGACGGUGGUAAACCCCCCGCCGCGGCAGGAGAUGAACGCUGCUGAGAAACAUGAGGAUCGAGGCUCAACUUCACACCAGAGUGGGGAACAGAAUAAUCUGCAGUUACAACCUGUGUGAAAUUCCUUGACAAAAACUAUGCUAAAAGUUUUCAUUUUUUGAGGGAAAAAAGUAUAGUUUCUUUGGUCAAAAUAAAACGAGAGACACAAAGCAAUACUGGUCUUAGUCUCGCGAUAUUUUUCAUAGUUCGAGAUAGAGUAUACCAGAGCUUCACUCUUUUGCAAUGGUUGAAACUUGCAUAUGUGAAAAAUGAUGAAUACUGAAUUUUUACACUCCUAUUUUUCUAAAUCUCAACCUAUUAGU
This is a messenger RNA of Salvia hispanica, 1108 nucleotides long. Its product is annotated as PLAC8 family protein. NCBI's taxonomy places the organism in Eukaryota, Viridiplantae, Streptophyta, Magnoliopsida, Lamiales, Lamiaceae. The record is from RefSeq and is a predicted model, not a curated record.